This is a messenger RNA of Pseudovirgaria hyperparasitica, 2472 nucleotides long. RefSeq lists its product as uncharacterized. Bases 41 to 2230 code for a protein of 729 amino acids. NCBI's taxonomy places the organism in Eukaryota, Fungi, Ascomycota, Dothideomycetes, Acrospermales, Acrospermaceae. Gene Ontology annotation, biological process: regulation of DNA-templated transcription. The transcript has 6 exons. Gene Ontology annotation, molecular function: zinc ion binding; transcription cis-regulatory region binding; DNA-binding transcription factor activity, RNA polymerase II-specific. Gene Ontology annotation, cellular component: nucleus. The record is from RefSeq and is a predicted model, not a curated record.
CUUGACGUCCGUGAUGCUGAAUUCCUCCUCCAUGGCGUAGAUGUCGUCGCUCGAUCAUUUCAGCUCAGCGACGAAACAAGCCGCAUGUCUGCACUGUCGAAGAAGCAAAGUCAAGUGUAAGAGGGACCAGGGUGACGUCGUCUGUGAACGAUGCCAAAAUGCCGGGCUAGACUGCUCAACUCCUGGGCAAUUCCAUGUCGGCAGACAGAAAGGGGUGAAAAAUAAGCGCUCAGGACUGGAAAAGGCAGUUUUUCAGAUUGAGGAAGCACUCAAAAAAUCACGCAAUGAUCCACCACUUGGCGCAGCCAGUAACACUGAACUUCAUCGUCUCCUAGAUGAAGCACGAUCCCGCCUGUCAUCAUCAGCACAGGGGCCAACAGGACCUAUUCCAGAUAUCACUCCAUCGAGACACAGUCUUGACGUAGACAACCAACAAUUAGCCCUCGAUGAUGCUGAAAAUCCAUUGCAGUUGCUUGCACGUGCGUCUGAUCUACAGCUAUCAAGUCCGCAAGGUUCGACACAAGAUGUGACGACACCAUCUAAUCGAAGGCCUACUAUUUCUGGUCCUCAAAUCACGCCCAAAGCCCAUCGUUUCUUCCGGCCCAUGAGAGCCACAAAUGCUAGUGAGGAAGAGCGACAUAAUGACUUGGAUCCCAUAGAUCUCGGGCUGGUUACCAUUGAUGAGGCAGAAAUGCUCACCUCUUUCUUCCAUCGAAACCUCGCGCACACGAGAUGGGGACUGGAUCCGUUUUUGUAUACGCUAGAUUUUAUCCGUAAACGCUCGUCAUUCCUACUCACUUCCAUCAUGGCGGCUUCGUCUCUGUUUAUUUCAUAUACCGAUGCAUUAGCCAAACGGCUCUCUAUACACACGAAGGUGCUAGCUCAGAGAGUCAUCGCACAGAGACUACGUUCGGUUGAGAUAGUUCUAGCUUUCAUUGUGAAUAUUCCAUGGAUGCCGCCUGGGGAUCACUCGGCCGACGACGACACAGGGCUUUACCUUGCUACCGCUAUGAGUAUCGCUUUGGACCUCUCCCUGGACAAAAUUAUCCUACCAUCGUCUUAUAUAGAUCGCAAAGUCUUAGAUCGAAUACCCAAUGCCGAUUGCAUUGAUGCUCGGAAAGCACUAACAAUGGACGGAUUUGACGGUGUAGAUCCCAGUACCGAGUGGGGCCGACGACUAUGUAAUAACAGAGAAAGGAUUUGGAUUGCCUUAUUCGUGCUAGAAAGAGGAGUCUGUCUUGCUCGAGGCAGAAGAUACACAGUUCCCAUCAGUCCACUUAUCAACCAUUGUGACAAGUUUCACACCAUUGACAUUGCUAUUCCUGGCGACCGAGCAAUGAUAUCGAUGUCAGUACUUCGACGAGACUUGGAUGGCCUCUUCAGCGAAGUCAGACUUCGAUGCGACAGUUUUACAUCAUCCGAUAAUGGAUCGAACAUUGCACGAGACAUCGAACGCAGUAUUGAGAAAUUCUUUGACAGUUGGCUAAUCAUCUGGACUGCAGGCAAGAAGGAAGCAUUACCACCCUACGUAGAAGUUAUGAUAACGUCAGUGCACAUGACCUCCACUCCUUCGGCGCUGACGAUUCUGUGUAGACAUACCAAGCUUUCGACAUAUACGAAGGUGAUGAACCAUCCUACAGCUCCUCUAGAGGUUAAGCGUUUGUUCAGAGCGUCUGCUCUGUCUUCAGCGCUCAAUGUCAUGCGGGCCGUCGUCCAAAGUAGCUCGCAGCUAGCAUCAAUGCCGAACAAUACAUGUAUCAUGUUAGCAUUUGCGGCCUGCAUGGCGCUCAACCUAUGCACUGGGCCGUCUUCCGGAGGUGCGAAUCUCGCCCCAAGUAUCGCACAGCUCAUCGAAGAGGCCGCAGACGUUUUGGAGCGUCUGGGAACUACCCCAAAGCAUAGGAGAGGUCAAUCUGUGUACUACGGAGAAUAUCUUCGUGACCUAGUGCGUCAAGCGCCAGUUCCUCUUCCUGCCACAGCGCCACCUCCAGCUGAAAAUCCUAAGCAUGCGGCCCAGACGAUGGAGACAGUUUUCAGUAGUGGCACGCAGCAGGCGUUCCAUACGCUACAAAAUUCAAACAACGUUUUGUGGGGAGAACCACUGCACUUCUCUGCUAUGUCUGAUGAUCAGAUCAAUGAAGCGAUUGGCCAGGGAUUCGAUACGACGAUGUCUGAGACAUCAGGGCUAUGGCUCGAUUGGAACGAUAUGCCAGAGUUCGGGUUCCAGUAAUCGUCCUGCAUGAGUACGAUGCGCGCCAGAGAUAUUUAGACUGAGCUGAUCUGCGAUCAAGUUACAGGGCACUUGAGAGUGCGCAAAUGCUUAUCGAUUAUUUGUAUAUCUUACAAAUGUAAUACUUAUUAUACUAAUACGAUUUUAUGAGGUUGAGGCGAACGACGUCGAGCAUCGUAAGCCCAGCCAAUAUCUGAGCGCCAUGCAUGCGACAUUAGGAAUGAGCGGAUAUCUACUACUAC